AUGUCGAAUCACGCCGGAUAUGUCGCCAACUCCUCGGGGAUCACUCCCCCAGCGAGCAAUGAGUACGCUGACCGAGCUUUACAAGAACAAAAUCAGGAUGUGGACAAGCAGGCAUGUACCCAGGUAAACCAAGGCACCGGUCUUCAAUACCAACCAGACCUGAGCGGCAAUGAACAUGUGGCAUCAAAUUUUGAUGUGACAGAAAGUCAGAUUGAUGAUAUCGUUGCUAAUGGCAAUGCAUCUACGACUCGAUAUGCAACACUCAAUCACGGCUAUGCAACGUCAGGGGAUCACGUUGAGACUCAUCUUCCAAAUUUGAUGCAAACCUCAAAAGAGAGCUCACAUAAGCUGGGUGAUUUUGCAAAUGGCCAGAAGAACCUACCCGUGAUCGAUGGGCACAAUCACUUUGACACCAUAUCAAGCGGCCAGGUACAUCACGAUGCUGCUCCAACUACGAGGCAGAAAUUACAUGACAAGGCUAGUGCGCUUGUUGAUGAUUCUAGUGGCCAGGAAUUGUCCCAGGGUGAAGAAACGCCCGACCACAUCGAGACUCUCCUCGAUCAUAAUAUUGCUUCUCCGACGAUGCUGGCUACCUUACAAAAUAAAGCUUAUGGCUUGAUUGGCGCAUCAUUGGUUCAUCACAACCUCAUUUACCAGAAAAUAAAGCCAGAAACCCUCAUCCAUAGCAGCAACACCCCUAGUAUGGUGGCUACCUUGGAAGCUCAGGCCUAUGCAAUGAUUAACGGCCCGGUAGAGGUCAUGAAGAAGGACCUUAAUGCGGACAGCCAUGAGCUAGCGCACGAGGUACCGAAGGUCCAAGGUGCUAUCCAGACAGAGUACACUCGUGGCAGCAAUACCGAAGCCGCGAGGGACAUUGGUUGGCAUAAGGCUAAUGUAGAAAUACCCGAUCCGUUGGUUGGUGGUUAUACGAACGGAGAGCUUUUUGCAUUCAUCAGACGCUUCAAUAAGGAUGUCUUCGAUGUCAAAGCGGUGUCUAUUGAAAAUGCAAGUGGUCUCGACCUCAAUGAUGCAUGGUCUCAAGAUCACGCCGGGGAUAAGGUGGGUCUGCACCUACAACGAGUUUAUUUGACCGUGGUUCUUGGCAUCGCGAGCCUUGGAAAACAAAUUUCACGACUUCGUUCCUGGAAGGAGACUUGUCGUACAUCAAUAUUCUGUGCGGUUUACUUCGCUGCAUGGCUAUUUGAUCUAUUGAUGCCGCUUGCUCUUGGAAUAUUGAUAAUGGUGGUAUCUUCGGUGCAAGUUCGCAACAUGUUGUUUCCAUCAGCACCGCGUGCUCUGGUAAAUAUUAGGACAGGCGGGAUUCAGAAGCCCCAAGCAGGUCUGCUAGGUACGAAUGAUACAAUCACUGGUGCUCCGGAAAAGCAGCCGCAUGAAGCUAUCGAAGAGGAAGCAGCCAACUUUGUCGACAACGUCCGACACAAUAUUCAGAGAGCUGUCGGUAUGCACAACAGCCAACAACAGGAUGGAGAUGGAGAUCCACUGGAAGGGAAGGUACCGAAGCCUAUCAGCAAAGCAGUUAAAGCUGUCCAAUCUGCAGGCUCUGCACCCGGACAUGUUACUGAGAGUACCGAUCAAACUCAGCAGCCGAUGGAAGAGAUUAUAUGGGCUGGAGUCAAUCCAGAAAGUAUUGCCAACGUUCUUGACAUUGCACCACAUGUGAUGGGAGAGCUAGCUGUGAUAAUUGGGAAAGAUUUGCGAGCGUGGCUUAAACGAAACGUGCCCAAUUACAAGGAGCUUGCACAACCGAAAAACAACUUCCUUCGCGGCGUCCCUACAAACACCCAGAUCGCAAUAACUCUUCUUCGUAUCAGCGAAGCACACAAAACGCCUCUUCCUCCUGUACCUACCUCCUACCCCGAUGACCCGGAUCAUCAAAAUCCCAUUGAAGCUGAGAAUAUACCUCUUGGUGCCACCCGUUCCGACGUCCUUCAUGCGACCAUGCCUUCAAUAGUUGAGAAAGCCCACAGCGACGAUGAUAAAGAAAAGCCAAAUCACAAACAUCUUUCUAAGAUUGUCCGCUUCUUCAAAGGCAAUGCCAAAUCUGUCUUCGAGACGAAGCUGGCCAUUGAUCACGUCCGGGCCGCAACUGGUUCGCAGAAGGCGAAAGGUCACUUGGGCGUUUUGCCUAAGACAAAAAGCAUCAUCUAUGCCGGGCCGAGUGUAUACCAAUGUCGAUUUGAGGGGAAACAUGGUUGGGCAGUCAUCACAGAGUCUGCCAGACCAAGCCUGUUAUUCACGCGCGAUGACCCAAGGUUAAUGAGCUCUGAAAAGCUGGAACCAGUGUUUGAAAUUGCCGUGGGUGAUAUGAAGCGAGUGAAGAGGGCAACAGCCUUUGUAAAUACUGCGAUUGAGGCAGUGGCUGCGGUUUCGUCGGACCAGAAGUUGCUAGCAAGCUUAGAGAUUGAGGAUAAGGAAGAAAAAACUUGGAGGUUGACAGUGAUACCGGAGCGAGAUGAGUUGUUCAAUCGCUUGGUCGCGACCGGUAAUCAGAGAUGGGAGAACAUGUAA
Penicillium nucicola is the source of this 2529-nucleotide messenger RNA. RefSeq lists its product as uncharacterized. The transcript has 5 exons. Lineage: Eukaryota; Fungi; Ascomycota; Eurotiomycetes; Eurotiales; Aspergillaceae. The coding region runs from base 1 to 2529 and encodes 842 amino acids. The record is from RefSeq and is a predicted model, not a curated record.